UUUCCUAACUCUAGUUUGAAGGUUGAGAGCACAACUUUCGCAUUAUAUUCAGCCCAAUCCUUACCAAGUUACUGUCCUUCAACUACCCUUCCUUAUUCACUUCAUGGGUGUCCUGGGAGCUCCUAAAGACAGCACCUUUUGUUUUGUAUCCUUCAAAUCCCAACACCCUUUGGUCCAACAAGUCUAAGUUUUGUGUCUUGUUACUCAAUUGACCUUGUGUUUGAUCAUUUCUUUGUUUUUUUGGGAUUGUUGAGAAAGAAGAUGCAGCUUGAUCUGGAAUCACUGUCAGAAGCUACUUCUGGUGCCAUUGGGUCACUUGUUAGUACCACCGUCUUGUACCCUCUUGAUACUUGCAAGACAAAAUAUCAAGCUGAAGUUCAAGCUCAGCAUCAGCGAAAAUACAAGAGAAUUUCUGAUGUUUUAUGGGAAGCAAUUGCUACCCGUCAGGUGCUAUCACUGUACCAAGGCCUUGGGACAAAAAACGUUCAGUCCUUCAUUUCGUCUUUCAUUUAUUUCUAUGGAUACAGUUACUUUAGGAAGCUGUAUUUGAAAAAAAGUGGAAACAAGUACAUUGGAACAGCAGCAAAUUUGAUUGUUGCCACCGCUGCUGGGGUCUUUACGAUAGUAAUAACACAACCCUUAGAUACAGCAUCCUCGCGGAUGCAGACAAGUGAAUUUGGAAAAUCCAAGGGAUUCUGGAAGACCCUUUCAGAGGGUACAUGGAGUGAAGCAUAUGACGGACUUGCCAUUUCCAUUCUUUUAACAACAAAUCCAUCCAUUCAGUAUACUGCAUACGAUCAGCUGAAACAGAGAAUAUUAAAGGGCAACAUAAGCAAUAGAACAGGUACAAAGUCAUCCCCAGAAGCACUGUCUGCAUUUUCUGCUUUCGUGCUUGGUGCAGUUUCAAAAUGUGCAGCUACGUGCUUGACAUACCCAGCUAUCAGGUGUAAGGUCAUGAUUCAGGCUGCUGAAUCUGAUGAUGAUAAGCAUACAGAAGCUGAGAGGAAGGCACAGAGGACAAUCUCUGGAGCUCUCUAUACUAUUUGGAAAAGAGAAGGCGUAUUGGGAUUUUUCAAAGGAUUGCAGGCACAGAUAUUGAAAACUGUUCUUAGCUCUGCAUUACUUCUGAUGGUAAAGGAGAAGAUCGCAAAGUCCACAUGGAUUCUAAUGCUCAUGAUUGGAAGAUACAUGUCUGUGAAUUCCCCCAAAAUGAAGGCAAUUUGAAUGUCAUGAGUAAUUCUUAAAACAACUUUUCAUCCAAGAAUAUGCUAAAAUUUGCUUUGUUUUCCAUGGAGUAAAAUAAUGAGAGUGUAGCUGGCAGUUUAGACUGCCUUUCUGAAGGAGUGCCAACAAUGACAUUUUAGACCAAUGGAGUCUGACCAUCUGUUAUGCUUUUUCUCUCAUUAGACCUUAGCCUCAAAGUAGACUUGUUUAUA
Molecule: messenger RNA, 1436 nt
Organism: Vigna umbellata (rice bean)
Lineage: Eukaryota; Viridiplantae; Streptophyta; Magnoliopsida; Fabales; Fabaceae
Product: peroxisomal adenine nucleotide carrier 1-like
Biological process (GO): ADP transport; fatty acid beta-oxidation; peroxisome organization
Cellular component (GO): peroxisomal membrane
Molecular function (GO): ADP transmembrane transporter activity; ATP transmembrane transporter activity
Source: RefSeq, a predicted model, not a curated record